Capsella rubella is the source of this 1188-nucleotide messenger RNA. RefSeq names its product arabinosyltransferase RRA1. Gene Ontology annotation, biological process: root hair cell development. Bases 1 to 1188 code for a protein of 395 amino acids. The record is from RefSeq and is a predicted model, not a curated record. Lineage: Eukaryota; Viridiplantae; Streptophyta; Magnoliopsida; Brassicales; Brassicaceae. Gene Ontology annotation, molecular function: glycosyltransferase activity. The transcript is spliced from 2 exons.
AUGUCCGGUCGUAGAGACAUAAUCCAACAAGUUCACGAAUGUGGAAUUGCAAUUGCUAUCCUGGUCGGAAUUGUUAUCGGGUGCGUCUGCACUAUCUUGUUACCAAACGAUUUCUUCAACUCUGGCCCAUCGAAGGUUGGACUGGCUUCAUGUGGAUCAGAAUUUGCAGUUAUCUCUGAAAAGAAUGCCGAGUUAAGGAAGCAGGUCAGAGAGUUAACUGAAAAGGUACGGUUGGCGGAACAAAUAACAGAGAUCAAGGCCGGAUCUUUUGGCACUGUCACGGGUCUGAGAACUAAUCCGACUGUGGUUCCGGACAAGUCUGUUAACCCCAGGUUAGCUAAGCUUUUAGAGAAGGUAGCUGUUAAUAAAGAGAUCAUUGUGGUUCUUGCAAAUUCAAAUGUGAAACCAAUGUUGGAGGUGCAGAUUACUAGCGUCAAGAGAGUUGGUAUCCAGAACUACCUCAUUGUCGCGUUGGAUGAUUCCAUAGAAGGCGUCUGCAAAUCGAAUGAAGUUGCAUAUUACAAGAGAGAUCCAGAUGAAGCUGUGGAUGAGGCUGGGAAAAGUGAAAAUGGUGCAAUCGUGUCUGGACUAAAAUUCCUCGUCUUACGGGAUUUUUUGCAGCUUGGUUAUGGUGUUAUUCUAUCUGAUGUCGACGUUGUAUUCUUGCAAAACCCUUUUAAUCAUCUGUACAGAGACUCAGAUGUGGAGUGUAUGAGCGAUGGCCAUGACAAUGACACGGCUUAUGGCUUCAACGAGUUGUUUGAUGACCCAUCCAUGACCCGGUCUCGAAUUGUCUACACAAAUAGGAUAUGGGUUUUUAAUUCCGGGUUUUUCUAUCUAAGACCAACGCUUCCUUCAAUCGAGCUACUAGAUCGCGUGAGAGAUACACUCUACAAGUCAGGGGGAUGGGACCAAGCAAUUUUCAAUGAGCAUCUCUUUUACCCUUCGCAUCCCGGAUACAUUGGCUUAGACGCUUCCAAGAGAGUCAUGGACAUAUACGAAUUCAUGAACAGUAGGGUCCUCUUCAAAACGGUGAGAAAGAAUGAGGAACUGAAGAAGUUGAAGCCGGUGAUUAUUCAUAUGAAUUACCAUGGAGAUAAACUCGAACGAAUGCAAGCUGUAAUGGACUUUUACGUUAAUGGCAAGGAAGAUGCGCUUGAUAGCUUCCCAGAUGGUACUGCUAGAUAA